CAGUUUCGUCGACACCGUCAACCGAAGCAGCAACCAUGACUGGACGUGGAAAGGGAGGCAAGGGACUCGGCAAGGGAGGCGCCAAGCGUCAUCGCAAGGUGCUGCGCGACAACAUCCAGGGCAUCACCAAGCCGGCCAUCCGCCGUCUGGCCCGCCGCGGCGGAGUCAAGCGUAUCUCCGGCCUCAUCUAUGAGGAGACCCGCGGCGUGCUCAAGGUGUUCCUUGAGAACGUGAUCCGCGACGCCGUCACCUACACAGAGCACGCCAAGAGGAAGACCGUCACCGCCAUGGACGUCGUCUACGCCCUCAAACGCCAGGGCCGCACCCUCUACGGCUUCGGCGGCUAAGCUAUAUCACCACGGCUUGGCAAAAAUCGGCCCUUUUCAGGGCCACCCAAAUAUUUCUCGUUUGGUUUCCAAAGCAAUAUUUAAUCAUCACUAACUAUUAAAGAUCCUGUUAAGUCUUAAUUAUCAAAUCGAAUUCAUAGCAUGACGAAUUAACCAAAUAGAAUUAGUUUCCUUUAAAUAAAUUGAAUCCAUUCUCGGAGCAUAUUAGAAAAGCGAAGAGCUACUAAUCGAACAUCGAACUGAAACAGAUGGUC
Cloeon dipterum is the source of this 601-nucleotide messenger RNA. Its product is annotated as histone H4. Gene Ontology annotation, molecular function: DNA binding; protein heterodimerization activity; structural constituent of chromatin. Gene Ontology annotation, cellular component: nucleosome. Lineage: Eukaryota; Metazoa; Arthropoda; Insecta; Ephemeroptera; Baetidae. The record is from RefSeq and is a predicted model, not a curated record. The transcript has a single exon. The coding region runs from base 36 to 347 and encodes 103 amino acids. Gene Ontology annotation, biological process: nucleosome assembly.